Molecule: messenger RNA, 3796 nt
Organism: Xiphophorus maculatus (southern platyfish)
Lineage: Eukaryota; Metazoa; Chordata; Actinopteri; Cyprinodontiformes; Poeciliidae
Gene: slc13a5a
Product: solute carrier family 13 member 5-like
Exons: 13
Coding region: 132-2099 (655 amino acids)
Biological process (GO): citrate transport; monoatomic anion transmembrane transport
Cellular component (GO): membrane
Molecular function (GO): citrate transmembrane transporter activity; sodium:dicarboxylate symporter activity; succinate transmembrane transporter activity
Source: RefSeq, a predicted model, not a curated record
GAUCACAAAGUGUUGGAGGGAGCAGAGAGAGAGGAGACGUUCUGCUGCUUCUGCCUUCUGACCGGAUCGCUUAGAUUCACUCAUCUUCAUCUUCAUCUUCAUCAUCAUCUUCCUCCUCAUCGUCUUCCUCCAUGUCGGUUCUUCCUCGGGGGGUCAGAAUGCUCCAGCAGGUCUGGAGGCUGAAGGGAGUCGUGGUUCUGGUCUGCAGCCCGUUUCUGCUGCUGCCGCUGGCGUUCAGCACCACGGAAGCAGCCUGUGCGUAUGUCAUCGCCCUCAUGGCGGUGUAUUGGUGCACGGAGGUUCUACCGCUGGCAGUGACGGCACUGCUGCCCACCAUCCUGUUCCCAGCGCUUGGCAUCAUGGAGUCCAGAGACGUGUGCAUGCAGUACCUGAAGGACACCAACAUGCUGUUUGUGGGGGGGCUGAUGGUGGCCGUGGCUGUGGAGCACUGGAACCUCCACAAACGGAUCGCACUCAGAGUUCUGCUGCUGGUCGGAGUCCGGCCUGCCCUAUUGAUGCUGGGGUUCAUGGGGGUGACGGCCUUCCUGUCGAUGUGGAUCAGCAACACAGCCACAACCGCCAUGAUGGUCCCCAUCGUACAGGCCGUCCUCGAUCAGCUCCUUGGCAAUAGGAAAAAUGUUGGCGCUGCCGUGGAGAUGGUGAAGAUCCAGAGCAGGACUGUGUCUGUGCAGCAGGAGUAUCAGCAGAAGACCAUCAGCAUCGAGGAAAUGGCUGACCCAAACAUCCCAAACAAAGAUCUCAACCUAUCAACUAAUCAUAGUCCAUCAGAGGAAGUCAUCAGCCCAGAAGACACCAAGGCACCUAAGCAGGAGGUGAUAUCUGGGCAUCCGAUAGCCAAUCAGGAGGUUAUCAAACCAACACCCCAGGACAAGACUCCAUCAGACACCAGCAGUCCAGUGGUUCUGACGGUGGAGACCAGCCACGCUGCACAUCAGCUGGAGCUGGAGGAGCUGAGUGAUGAAGAUGAGGAGAAGAAGAGGAUGAGCAAAGGUCUUCUUCUUUCUGUAUGCUACGCUGCCAGCAUCGGAGGCAUCGCCACCCUGACAGGAACCGGGCCCAACCUGGUUCUGAUCGGACAGAUGAGCCAACUGUUUCCUCAGAACGGCGAUGUGAUCAACUUUGCGUCAUGGUUCGUGUUUGCCUUCCCCACCAUGUUGAUGAUGCUGACGCUCGCCUGGUUCUGGUUGCAGUUCCUCUUCAUCGGCUGGAACCUGAAGAAGACCUGGGGCUGCGGCUCGGCCCAGUCCCACAAGGAGAAGGCCGCGUACGACGCACUCAGGGAGGAGCACAGGCGGCUGGGACCCAUGAGUUACGGCGAGAUCAGCGUCCUGGCACUCUUCGUCCUCAUGGUGGUGCUGUGGUUCACAAGGGACCCUCGCUUCAUGGACGGCUGGGCCACCCACGUCUUCAACGCCAAAGCAGAGUUCGUCACCGACGCCACCGUCUCGUUGUUCGUCGCCAUCUUGUUGUUCGUCCUUCCCUCCGAGCCGCCGCGCUGCCUCUGCUUCUGGCGGCGCUCCAACUCCGAGAGCCAGCUGUCCCGAGGCCCCGCCUCGCCGCUGCUCACCUGGCAGGUGACCCAUGACAAGAUGCCCUGGAACAUCGUCCUCCUGCUGGGGGGCGGCUUCGCUCUGGCUAAAGGCAGCGAGGUGUCCGGUCUUUCCCGCUGGCUCGGUGCUCAGAUGACGCCGCUGCACUCCAUCCCGCCGUGGGCCAUCGCCAUCAUCCUCUGCCUCCUCAUCGCCACCUUCACGGAGUGUGCUAGCAAUGUUGCCACGGCAACGCUCUUCCUGCCCAUCCUUGCCUCCAUGUCCCAGUCCAUCAGCCUGAACCCGCUGUACGUCAUGAUACCCUGCACACUCAGCGCCUCCUUCGCCUUCAUGCUGCCCGUGGCCACGCCCCCCAACGCCAUCGUCUUCUCCUCCGGCUUCCUCAAAGUGUCUGACAUGGCUAAAACCGGCGUGGUGAUGAACAUCAUCGGGAUCGGCUGCAUCACUCUGGCCAUCAACAGCUGGGGGCGCGUCCUGUUUUCCCUGGACUCUUACCCCUUGUGGGCCAACAUCACUUCCCCGGUGUAGAACCCACAACCUCCUGCCAGCCGGGAUCCUCCAGUCCUGAGCCUCUAAACACAGAGUUCUCUGAAAACCGCUCCCAGCUUUACUUCAUCUACACGGUUCAGAGGGAAUUCAGGACUUUUCCUUGUCUAAUGGUUGUUUAAGUACGGCAGAGUGGAGGGGUUCAGAAUACUGUGCGGUGAAAGCUUCCUUAUCGCAGGAGGCUGCAUCCGAUCUGAAUCCAACUGCUGAAUAAUGACAGGCUGGCACCAAGCAACCAGGUCCAGCAACUGAGCAACCAGCACUGGCAAAUAAGAAGGAAGCUACUCACUAGUGUUAGCUUUGGAGGGAUUGGUCACCAGUUAGAUUGAUUUCUGUCUUUGCUGUCCAUUGGUACGGAUAGGCUGGUGUUAGAAUUGAAUAGCCUAGCAUUAGCAUUCAAUAGGUUGGAUAUUAUAUGCCAACAGUUUUCUAGAUAAAAUAUAUAAAAAUGUAAGAAAGGGUUGACCAGUCUUUGUAUGCUAGCUGUUUGCCUAUUUAAGGCUAAUGCUAGCUUCUCCAAAGCUAAUUCUAGCCAAACUGUGCUAAUAGACAGCAGAGGAAGUAGUAGGCUAGAUGACCAGCCUAAACAUGCUAGUCACCAGCUUCUAAAAAGCUAACGCUAGCAGUCUCCUUUUCAUUAACCAGUGUUGGUUGCUCAGAUACCGCUGCCAGCCUAUCAUUAAUCAGAUCAGUAGCUAGUUUCUGAAUGGAUAAAGCCUCCUGAUAUAAGGAAGUAGUCCCCGCUGGGUGAAAAAUGGUUUCAGAUUUGUCUCUACAGCAUGGAGUUUCAUGAAGCUACAUGGAGGCUCAGAUCAUUUGUUUUCUCACCAUCAUCACCAUCUGAUGAAGGCUCUCAGUCUGAGGUAGUUUGGACAUUUAGGGUCAUGGAGCAAAUGGAGCAGAUCUCAUUGGUCAACAGUUGUGAGGUGGAACUGCAGUCAGCAGGGAAAUUAGUCUCUUCCUGAUGGGAAGGUCCAAACGUGCCAGAUUACACUGGAUUAUACAGGGAUUACACAGACUUUCAUCAGCAUGGCUGAAUGUUUGUACACACAGAUCCAGUUUACAUACGGAAAUAGAGAAUCAAACCAGUUCAACCAGGAAUUUAAAUUUCAUUUGGAGUUGUUAACUGAAGAAAGAUGAAAAAAACAUGAAAAGACCCAAUAAAAGGACUAGCAGAACAGAGCUAACAGAAUCGGGUUCUGUUAGCUCAAAUGGUUCUGAUUAACGUCCAAACAGGACAUGAGUUCCUCCUUCAUUAAAUCACAAACCUUUGUCACUUCCUGGUAGAUUUCCUAAAAGCCCCACAAAGCAUCAUGUUUCCCACCAACAUCUUGGUGGGUGUUAGUGCAAGUUUUUCACUGCAGAAGCAAACCAAACCAGAUGUUACCAUGGUAACAAUGACAAGUGUGAGGAAGAGGUUUAAUUGGGUUUAAGUGUUUCUUUGUUUUGGGGGUUUUCUAUUUUUUAAUUUUCAGUCAGUAAACAGAAGAAACUCAGAUUUAAUGCAGUUGAUGAACUCUGCACUGGAGCUGCUCUGUGUUAGUACAUAUAAAUAUUUAUAGAUACUUUAUUAUGUACAUACUGUACAUGUAUGUAAUUUGCAGAGUUUUCUAUCGUCAUGUUGCCAACAGUUUUAUAUGUGAAAAAAAUUCAUCUGUAAAUAAACGUGAUAAAAUUCA